AUGCGUGAGAGCAUCUCCAUCCAUGUUGGCCAGGCUGGUGUCCAGAUCGGCAAUGCCUGCUGGGAGCUCUACUGCCUGGAACACGGCAUCCAGCCUGAUGGCCAGAUGCCAAGUGACAAGACCAUUGGCGGGGAGAUGACUCCUUCAACACCUGCUGUAGUUGAGCCCUACAACUCCAUCUUCACCACCCAUGCCACCCUGGAGCACUCUGACUGUGUUUUCAUGGUUGACAAUGAGGCUAUCUACGACAUCUGUCUUAGAAAUCUCAAUAUUGAGCACCCAACCUACACCAACCUUAACCGCCUUAUUAGCCAGAUUGUGUCCUCCAUCACUGCUUCUCUCAGGUUUGAUGGAGCCCUGAAUGUCGAUCUGAUUGAAUUCCAAACCAACCUGGUGCCCUACCCACGCAUCCACUUCCCUCUGGCUACAUAUGCCCCUGUCAUCUCUGCUGAGAAAGCCUACCAUGAACAGCUAACUGUAGCAGAGCUCACCCAUGCGUGUUUUGAGCCAGCUAACCAGAUGUUGAAAUGUAACCCUCGCUAUGGUAAAUACAUGGCUUGCUGCCUAUUUUACCGUGGUGACGUGGUCCCCAAAGAUAUCAAUGCUGCCAUUGCCACCAUCAAGACCAAACGUACCAUCCAGUUUGUGGACUGGUGCCCCACUGGCUUCAAAGUUGGCAUUAAUUACCAGCCUCCCACUGUGGUACCUGGUGGAGACCUGGCCAGAGUACAGCGAGCUGUGUGCAUGCUGAGCAACACCAUAGCUAUUGCUGAGGCCUGGGCUCGCCUGGACCACAAGUUUGACUUGAUGAAUGCCAAGUGUGCCUUUGUCCACUGGUAUGCAGGUGAGGGCAUGGAGGAAGGAGAGUUUUAUGAGGCCCGUGAGGACAUGACUGCCCUUGAGAAGGAUUAUGAGGAAGUUGGUGUGGAUUCUGUUGAAGGAGAGGGUGAGGAAGAAGGAGAGGAAUACUAAAUUUAAAAUGU
Messenger RNA from Myotis brandtii (Brandt's bat), 983 nucleotides. RefSeq names its product tubulin alpha chain. Gene Ontology annotation, biological process: microtubule cytoskeleton organization; mitotic cell cycle. NCBI's taxonomy places the organism in Eukaryota, Metazoa, Chordata, Mammalia, Chiroptera, Vespertilionidae. Bases 1 to 972 code for a protein of 323 amino acids. The record is from RefSeq and is a predicted model, not a curated record. The transcript has a single exon. Gene Ontology annotation, molecular function: structural constituent of cytoskeleton; GTP binding. Gene Ontology annotation, cellular component: cytoplasm; microtubule.